CUUACAUUUCUUCCAUUUCCAUUUCCAUUUCCCUCCUCACAUCGGAACAUCCGCUUCACCUUUCCGCGAACUCUCCUCUCUCCUCAUCACACAGUUGAUGAUGGAGAGUUUAGCACUUCAUUCCCUUUCUAUCUCUACAAAACCCACCAUUUUUUCUCCCUCUACCGCCAAAACCACCGCAUUUUCUCUCUUCACCACCAAAACCGCCUUCCUUUAUCAUCGCCGCCUCCACUCACUUUCCCUCUCCUCUCCUCCAAACCCAAAACCAUUCUCCUUCUACAUCACAAAACCCCUUUUGAAACCUAUAAAUUCCGCCGCAACACCCGCUGCUGUCCCCGCAAAACCACCUUCAAAAGGCGCUAAACCAAUUCCGCUAAUAAUCUCAAUCUCUGUAGGUUUAAUUCUUCGUUUUGCAAUUCCAAAACCACCUGAACUCUCUCCCCAAUCAUGGCAACUCCUCGCCAUUUUUCUUUCCACCAUUUCUGGUCUUGUACUCAGCCCAUUACCAGUCGGGGCAUGGGCUUUUCUCGGUGUAACUGCUUCAAUUGUAACUAAAACGUUGCCGUUUUCUACAGCUUUUAAUGCUUUCACCAAUGAAGUGAUUUGGUUGAUUGUUAUUUCAUUCUUUUUUGCUCGUGGGUUUGUGAAAACUGGGCUUGGUGAUCGGAUCGCGACGUAUUUUGUUAAAUUGUUAGGGAAAAGUACUUUGGGUUUGUCUUAUGGACUUACUUUUUCUGAAGCUCUUGUUGCUCCUGCUAUGCCAUCUACUACUGCAAGAGCUGGUGGUAUCUUUUUGCCUAUUAUUAAAUCGCUUUCUCUGUCUUCCGGGAGUUUGCCCGGUGAAGAGUCCAGGAAGAAGCUUGGUUGUUAUCUAAUGAUGACUCAACUGCAGUCUGCCGGUAACUCUAGUGCUCUUUUCCUAACUGCUGCUGCUCAAAAUCUUCUGUGCCUCAAAUUAGCCGAGGAGCUUGGUGUAAAGAUUGCUUCUCCUUGGGUUUUUUGGUUCAAGACGGCUUGUCUACCAGCAGCUGUUGCACUCUUGCUCACUCCACUGAUUUUGUACAAGCUUUAUCCCCCUGAACUCAAAGACACCCCGGAUGCCCCCACAUUAGCUUCUGAAAAAUUGAAGAGUAUGGGGCCUGUCACUAGAAAUGAGUGGGUGAUGGUUGGUACAAUGCUUCUUGCAGUCUCACUCUGGGUAUUCGGGCAACGAAUUGGCGUUUCAAGUGUUGUUGCUGCAAUGCUUGGGCUAUCAGUUCUCCUGUUGUUGGGAGUACUAGACUGGAAUGAUUGUCUGAAUGAAAAAUCUGCUUGGGAUACUCUUGCCUGGUUUGCCGUUCUUGUAGGAAUGGCUGGCCAAUUGACUCACCUUGGUAUUGUUUCCUGGAUGUCUGGAUGUGUCGCCAACGGUCUGAAAGCAAUGAAUUUAAGCUGGCCUGCUGCAUUUGGCAUUCUUCAAGCAUCCUACUUUUUCGUCCAUUACCUAUUCGCUAGUCAGACUGGCCAUGUUGGAGCUUUGUACUCGGCCUUUUUGGCUAUGAAUUUAGCAUCUGGAGUUCCUGGUGUUUUAGCAGCCUUGGCAUUAGCUUAUAACACUAACUUAUUUGGAGCACUUACGCAUUAUAGUAGUGGCCAAGCAGCAGUUUAUUAUGGAGCUGGUUACAUUGACCUUCCUGAUGUAUUCAAACUGGGUUUUGUUAUGGCGGUCAUCAAUGUUAUUAUCUGGACGGUGGUAGGGGGAUUUUGGUGGAAGAUAUUGGGCCUCUAUUGAGAUUGUAGUUUUACUACAGAGGCUUGCAGAGUUAGCUUCAGCUUCAUUCAGUCAAUCAGUCCUAUUCGUUGCAGGAACCUUUCUUUAUGAGGAUCUUUCUUGAGUCAAGGAAAUCUUUGGCCGCACUCUCUUUUACGGGUAUGGGUCUCCGUUUUUCUUCCAUCUCCAGACUCUGAUCAUAGUUUUCUAUAGACGAGACACACUAGGUAUAAUGAUGAUGACGACGACAUAUUUGAUGUAAUAAUUUCUUAAAAGCACUUAUCUUUAAUACUUAAAAUCAUAACUAAUAUAAUAAAAUAUUUUUUAAAAGCCACACAAUAAUAUUUUAAUUAACCUGUAAAAAUGCUUCAAUUUGUAAAAGUAUAUAUAAUCGAUAUUUUAAAUUUCCCGGUUCUUUUAUCAUAUUUUGUGAUGAUAACAUGGUUGUAGAAGUAUCUUCAUUU
This is a messenger RNA of Amaranthus tricolor (Joseph's coat), 2214 nucleotides long. Its product is annotated as dicarboxylate transporter 2, chloroplastic-like. Gene Ontology annotation, molecular function: transmembrane transporter activity. The transcript has 5 exons. Gene Ontology annotation, cellular component: membrane. Gene Ontology annotation, biological process: transmembrane transport. Lineage: Eukaryota; Viridiplantae; Streptophyta; Magnoliopsida; Caryophyllales; Amaranthaceae. Bases 98 to 1771 code for a protein of 557 amino acids. The record is from RefSeq and is a predicted model, not a curated record.